This is a messenger RNA of Macadamia integrifolia, 1210 nucleotides long. Its product is annotated as serine/threonine-protein phosphatase 2A activator-like. NCBI's taxonomy places the organism in Eukaryota, Viridiplantae, Streptophyta, Magnoliopsida, Proteales, Proteaceae. Gene Ontology annotation, biological process: mitotic spindle organization. Gene Ontology annotation, molecular function: protein tyrosine phosphatase activator activity; peptidyl-prolyl cis-trans isomerase activity. Gene Ontology annotation, cellular component: protein phosphatase type 2A complex; nucleus; cytoplasm. The record is from RefSeq and is a predicted model, not a curated record. The transcript has 2 exons. The coding region runs from base 44 to 1210 and encodes 388 amino acids.
CGUUCCACUACUUGGUUCGUGAAUAGCCCGCGGGUCACACGAAAUGGAACCACCACACCAAGAAGCAGAGGCACACAAGGGGAGUUUCCCGCCACCCAACGCCACCGGCCCCGGUUACAGCUGCGGCGAUGCCCCUACCAUGGCACCACCGCCAACUUGGUCGGAAAUCUCUCCGCCACCCACUUACCGUCCCAUUCGCGCUCCAGCCAUCAACCUCCCUCACAACAACGCCCAACAAGCCAUAAUCCUAGCCCCAGUCCCACAGUCCCAGAAGGUUCCCACCGUCUCACCUCCUUACCACUUCCAAACCCCUGUCAAGAAGAUCCACACACCAGACGACAUCCGCCAUUUCCACGACUCAGGUUCCGGGAAGAACUUCCUUGGCUUCGUAGUGGCCCUCAGUGAGUCCAUCCGCGGCCACAAGAUCUCCGAUCCCUGCCACCAGUCCCAAACCCUAAACUCCAUCGUUUCCAUCCUCGAAACCCUUCUCCGCUGGGUCGACGAAAUCCCUCCGGUCGAUCAAUCCUCUCGCUACGGUAACCUCUCCUUUAGGACUUGGCAGAGCCGCUUGGCGGACAACGCUGAUUCCUUGAUGCUCCAAUUUCUCCCGGAAGAUCUCCGCUCCGCCACCAUCGAGAUCGUCCCUUACUUUACUGAUAGUUUCGGCAAUUCUAGCCGCAUUGAUUACGGAACUGGCCAUGAGACCAACUUUGCAGCCUGGCUCUAUUGCCUCGCUAGAAUAGGGCUUCUCAAGGAAGAGGAUUAUCCGGCUAUUGUGUCUCGGAUCUUCGUCAAGUAUCUCGAGUUGAUGAGGAAGUUGCAGAAUGUUUACUGCCUCGAACCGGCUGGGUCACACGGGGUUUGGGGUCUGGAUGAUUACCAUUUCUUGCCGUUUAUAUUUGGUUCCUCGCAGUUGAUUGAUCACAAGUAUAUGAAACCCAAGUCCAUCCAUAACCAGGACAUACUUGAUAACUUCUCCAAUGAAUACUUAUAUCUCUCAUGCAUUGCGUUUGUGAAGGAGGUCAAGAAAGGCCCCUUCUCUGAGCACUCGCCAUUACUCGACGACAUCAGUGGUGUGCCCACGUGGAACAAGGUUAACAGCGGGUUGCUCAAGAUGUAUAAGGCCGAGGUGCUGGAGAAAGUUCCUAUCAUGCAGCAUUUCUUAUUUGGAUGUCAAAAGUUUGAUCUUCAAUUUAAUUGCAAAACCUGA